Coccomyxa subellipsoidea C-169 is the source of this 1197-nucleotide messenger RNA. RefSeq names its product putative Acttin-related protein 4. The transcript is spliced from 11 exons. Gene Ontology annotation, biological process: regulation of transcription by RNA polymerase II. NCBI's taxonomy places the organism in Eukaryota, Viridiplantae, Chlorophyta, Trebouxiophyceae, Coccomyxaceae. Gene Ontology annotation, molecular function: chromatin binding. Gene Ontology annotation, cellular component: SWI/SNF complex; NuA4 histone acetyltransferase complex. The coding region runs from base 1 to 1197 and encodes 398 amino acids. The record is from RefSeq and is a predicted model, not a curated record.
AUGUAUGGUGGAGAUGAGGUGAAUGCCCUUGUGAUCGACCUUGGAUCCAGCACAGUCAAAGCUGGCUACGCAGGGGAAGAUACCCCAAAAGCACUAUUCCCUGCGGCGGUGGGCUGUAUAGGAGAGCAUGAUGGCAGUGAAGUGAGCAACGGCGGUGAGAAGAAUGGACGGAAGCUGCAUGUCGGAUCGCAAGCGAUGGGAUUCAGGAAAGAUGACAUGGAAGUUGUGCAGGCGUGUAACAACGGGCUCUAUGACAAUUGGGAUGCCAUUGAAGCCAUCUGGGGCCAUAUCUUCAAUGAUCGGCUCGCUGCAAAUCCCGCCGAGCAUCCUGUAAUGCUGGCAGAGCCCUCCUUCAACACAAAGGACAUCAGAGAGAAGACGGUGGAGCUUCUGUUUGAGAAGUUCUCGCCGCCUGCUGUCUUCCUGGCGAAGAACGCUGUGCUCUCUUCCUUUGCCAUGGGCCGACAGAGCUCACUGGUAGUGGAUGCUGGCCAUGAGGGCAUUGUAGUGUCGGCUGUGCAUGACGGGUACGUGCUGCAGAAGUCGAUAGCGAGGGCGCCCAUCGGCGGCAGGCUGCUGACGCAGUGCAUGCUGCAGUCGGUUGAGUCCAAGGGCAUUACAGUGAGGCCGUCCUACUCUUUCAAACGCAGCAUCAACGCUUCUGGCCAGUAUGAGUUGAAGAACCUGGACUUCCCUCAGACGAGCCCCAGCUAUCGCCAAUUCAACAUGGAACAGAUUGCAGCGGAUGUCAAAGAGAGCAUCGGGCGCGUCUCAGAUGGGCCCUUUGAUGCAGAGCAAAACGCCAGCAUCCCCACAGUCAACUAUGAGCUGCCUGAUGGGCAAGAGAUACAAGUUGGCCCAGACCGCUUCAAGGUUCCUGAAGUGCUCUUCAACCCGGACAGCAUAAACCGCUGCGAUGCAGAGCUGAGAAGAGAUCUCUACAGUGGCAUCCUGCUGGCAGGUGGCACGGCGAUGUUCACAGGGCUGAGGGAUCGGCUGGAGAGGGAACUUGCAGAGGCAGCGCCGCACAACUGCAAAGUCAAAGUGACAUCGCCCGCCAACUCGCUGGAGCGCAAAUUCAGCGUGUGGAUAGGGGGGUCCAUCCUGGCAUCUCUGGGCUCGUUCCAGCAGAUGUGGGUCUCAAAGAAGGAAUAUGAGGAGCAUGGAGCGGGCAUCGUUCACCGGAAGGCUCCCUAG